ACUCACUCCACUGUCUGUAUAGGAUCGCGUCUAGUCGAAGACCGUAGACGGAACAAAGAUGAAAUAUCGGGCGUCCGUUUGAGGUUAGACAAAGGGUGUCGCGAUUGCUUUCGCCCUUGUCUCGUGCAUUUUCACAAGUGUAGAGAAAAAUAAACAGAUCAAUCGAUUCUCGUGCAUGUCGUGAUCACCAGCCGCCAUCAUGAGCAAGAUGUACUCGACGGCGAACCUGUCCGACAAGGAGUUGAAGGAACAGGGAAACCGUCUCUUCGAUCUACACAAAUACGAAGACGCGGCUAGUUGCUACUCGAAGGCAAUCAUGAAGAAUCCAGGUCAAGCGUUAUAUUACACAAAUCGGGCACUGUGUCACUUAAAGCUAAAGCGAUGGGAGUCCGUGUGUAAGGAUUGCAGAUGGGCUCUGGAUAUAGAUCCCUGUUUGAUGAAGGGUCACUUUUUCCUGGGACUUGCCCUACUUGAAUUGGAACUAUUUGACGAAGCUGUCAAAUAUCUGCAAAGAGCCGUAGACUUGGCAAAGGAGCAGAAGCUAAACUAUGGCGACGACAUCACCAGUGUAUUGCGCCAAGCUAAGAAACGUCGAUUUCAAGUAAGGGAAGAGCAAAGAAUUUCCCAAGACAUCGAGCUGCAGACUUACCUGAAUCAGCUAAUCAUGGAUGAUGCGAAGCGUAACUUGGUAACUCUGCAAGAACAAGAGACGAAGGAUUCCGACGUUGAAACAAACUCGGCCGAAUUCGCCAGGAGAAAAGAAGAGAUUGAGGAAAAGAGAGAUACCUGUAUAUCGAGACUCAAUGAUCUCUUCGCCAAGAUCGACGAGAGAAGGCGGAAAAGAGAAGUGCCCGACUACCUGUGCGGCAAGAUUAGCUUCGAGAUUUUGCAAGAGCCGGUGAUUACGCCCAGUGGAAUCACGUACGAGCGGAAAGACAUCGAGGAACAUCUCCAACGAGUCGGUCACUUCGAUCCGGUCACACGUGUACGUUUGACACAAGAUCAACUGAUUCCGAACUUGGCAAUGAAAGAAGUGGUCGACACCUUUCUACAGGAAAAUGAAUGGGCCUUACAUUAUUGAUGCCGAUACGUAGCUUACUGCCAUAGAUUUAAGUUAAGGUGGUGGCGAUUUUCAGCGACGGAAGAAAGAGAUGAAAGCUUCAUGAUGAAGAGAUUUAGAGGUGGAUACAUCUAAAAGAAAUCUCAAGAGAGUGUAAAAUAGUAGACUGUACAUGUAAAGGACUAAGUAUCUUGUUACCGUGAAAUAUUUUUACACGCCAUACGAGACGUGCAAGCUAUUGUUAUUGUAAUGUAAGUAUACUAGUAAAUAGUUAACAUAAUAAUGAUCUUACAGAUUAUAUAUAUAUAUAUAUAUAUAUAUAUAUAUAAUAUAUAUAUAUAUAUAUAUAUAAUUCUGUAAGUGCUACAUAUUUACAAUUAUUAUUAAUCACAUAUAGGACUGUUAAUUUUCAUUUCGAUUAAUCAUCUCCGGUUUAUAAAUAAGAUAAAAUUUUCAUAAUAGUUACGUUUCUUAAAAAUAAUCGAAAUUUUAUUGAGUAUUUUGAUUUUAUGAAAUCGAAACUUUAAAGAGUUGAAUAAAAACUCAAGAGUUGACUGAAAGUUUCCACAUACACAUACACACACAGUGGCUCAAAAAAAAAUCCAACAUAAGCUCUAUGUAGCAUCUGUAAUUCUUGUUUUACCAUAAAUAAUAAAUUAUUUAUUUUAUCAUCAAA
Solenopsis invicta (red fire ant) is the source of this 1736-nucleotide messenger RNA. RefSeq names its product E3 ubiquitin-protein ligase CHIP (gene STUB1). The record is from RefSeq and is a predicted model, not a curated record. Gene Ontology annotation, cellular component: cytoplasm; Z disc. Gene Ontology annotation, molecular function: ubiquitin protein ligase activity; protein-folding chaperone binding. Bases 200 to 1081 code for a protein of 293 amino acids. Lineage: Eukaryota; Metazoa; Arthropoda; Insecta; Hymenoptera; Formicidae. The transcript has 4 exons. Gene Ontology annotation, biological process: cellular response to misfolded protein; protein quality control for misfolded or incompletely synthesized proteins; protein polyubiquitination.